Messenger RNA from Bacillus rossius redtenbacheri, 1146 nucleotides. RefSeq lists its product as uncharacterized. Lineage: Eukaryota; Metazoa; Arthropoda; Insecta; Phasmatodea; Bacillidae. Gene Ontology annotation, cellular component: plasma membrane. The transcript has 7 exons. The record is from RefSeq and is a predicted model, not a curated record. Gene Ontology annotation, molecular function: neuropeptide receptor activity. The coding region runs from base 1 to 1146 and encodes 381 amino acids. Gene Ontology annotation, biological process: neuropeptide signaling pathway.
AUGUUCCUUCCAGCAGAAGGCUCUCCCGGCGGUAACUUCCAGGCGAGCUGGCAGCCGGAGCCUUCUCCUGGAAAACCCAGGAAGACGACCUCCCGGAACACCUGGAGGAUGAAGAACGCUCCAGUUCCUUUGUUCCGGAUUCCCGACAUCCCGAUGCACGUGACAAUGCUGAGCUUCCUGCUGAUUGCCGCGGACCGCCACCGCUACACCAUGGACCCGGGCAAGCCGCGCAUGCCUGCCUUCGUGUGCUGCAUGGGCACGUGGCUGCUGGCCGUGUGCAUUGUCCUGCCCUACCCCAUCUACACCACCUACCUGGACCUGGGGACAUAUAUGAAGGACCAUUUUGAAGGCGUGGGCAUAUGUGCGGUGAACCUUGUGGAUGACAUGCAAGAAUACAUGCGCGGCCUCUUCAUCAUUAUGUACGUGCUGCCGCUGGCGGUGAUCUCGUACCUGUACGUGCGGUCCUCGCGCGAGCUGAAGGUGCAGGAGGGCCCCGCCGCCAUCAUGAUGCACGAGGCGCGGUCCCGCCAGCUGCGGUCCAGAUCCUCGGCCAGCGGGCACAGCAGGUCAGCAUCUGCCUUCUGCUUCACUCGGCCGGUGGCGAGAUGCAGCAGUGUCUUUCCGAAGGCGUGGCUGCGGGUUCUCGCUGUUCAGCUGUUCAGCGAUGUUCUGUUCCGCAGCGAGGACAACCACGGCUCGUUCAGGGCCUCUGGCGAGCGGUCGGGGAACUACGACCUGUACGAGGCCGAGCUGGACGUCAGCAAGGAGAAGAGGACCCAGAAGUACCUCAUCACCAUGGUGACGGUGUACGCCAUCUGCCUGUGCCCGCUCAUGGUGCUGCGGGUGGCCAAGCUGGCGCUGAUCGAGACGUACGAGAACAGCGGCCACUUCGACAUCACCUUCACGCUGUUCGUGUGGGUGGCCUUCCUGCCCACCUGCACCACGCCCUGCCUCUUCGCCUCCUGGCGGAUGAGCAGGAUGCAGAAGGAGCGACUGCGGGGCUACCUGCGGUUCAGCAACCGCCGGCGGGGGCGCCCGCAGCCCGAGGAGGCGGCGGCGGGCAAGACGCUUGGCAACGUCGCCUUCAUCCGGCAGGGUCGCCCCUCCGCCACCCCCGGGGGCGGCGCCGACCUGGCGUCCUCCUGA